Molecule: messenger RNA, 459 nt
Organism: Acanthamoeba castellanii str. Neff
Lineage: Eukaryota; Discosea; Longamoebia; Acanthamoebidae
Exons: 3
Coding region: 1-459 (152 amino acids)
Source: RefSeq, a predicted model, not a curated record
AUGACAGUCAACAGGGACCCCAACCACUACACCAAGGGCCUUGCCAAGCACGUGACCAACCUGUGCCAUGAGCAUCCAGCGCUCAACAUUGUCAUGGCAAGUAUCAAAAAAUUCAAGAAGAACGAGCUGGGUUUCACCACACACAUGAAGGCCUUCAUCCCACACAUCACAGACCAGCACCAUCAUUGGUGCAGCCACAGCACGCAGCCCCCCAAGCCACCAAAGGUUGAUGCCAAUGAACACCCAGAAGUGAUCAAGAAGCUCAAGGACCUCAUCAAGGGCUACAUCAAUGACUGCCAGUGCUACAUGCAUGGGUUUUCAACAAUUCAGAACAAGUCCCUCAAUGGGACAGCAGCCAAGCAUGUUGACAAGCAGCACCAGUGGACCAUCAUGUAUGGGGCACUCUUUGACGCCAGCAUCAUCAAGCGCAACAACAGUUCUCUAUUCUUUUACCACUAG